Molecule: messenger RNA, 863 nt
Organism: Erigeron canadensis
Lineage: Eukaryota; Viridiplantae; Streptophyta; Magnoliopsida; Asterales; Asteraceae
Exons: 4
Coding region: 56-595 (179 amino acids)
Source: RefSeq, a predicted model, not a curated record
CCGAAAUGACAAAUUUCCAGUGUAACAUCAAAUUCAACUAAAAACUCCCUAAAAAAUGAUCCUGACAAAUACCAACACAUGUUUUCUCAAACCCAAAUCCAUAACUCUUCUUCAUAAUCAUCAAUCCCUUAUUAUUAAAAAAUCAUCCCCAAAAUUCACAGUAUUUGCCACGUCACCACCUAUUUCCAUGGCUACCUCUUCCACGUCAGCAACAGUUCCAAACCCAUCUCUUACACUCUUGUUUGUUGAAAUGGGUGUUGGCUAUGAUCAACAUGGGCAAGAUGUCACAAAAGCAGCAAUGAAAGCUUGUAGGGACGCCAUUUCUUCUAAUUCAAUCCCUGCUUUUCGGAGAGGGUCAAUACCUGGCAUUUCGUUUGACCAGAUGAAACUACAGAUAAAACUUGGAGUUCCUCGACCUCUUCAAGCCACCUUAGAUGUUGAGAAAGUGAAGUCGGUUUUCCCCUAUGGGAAAAUCGAGCAUGUUGAAGUAGUGGAUGGUGGAUUAAUAUGUUCAAGUGGUGUGCAUGUAGAAGAAAUGGGCGACAAGGAUGAUAACUGUUACAUAGUUAAUGCAGCCGUAUAUGUUGGUUACUGAGUCUGUUGCAGGCAAGUAUUAUCUCCUGUGACAAAUACCUAUGUUUUUACUGGAUAAUGUUUAAUCAACAUCUAUGCAUUCUACAAUAUGAUUAAUUUAGCCUUAGGAACCUUCAUUUUCAUUAGAUUAUCAAGAUAUAUUUGGCUAGAAGCCCAUCAAUAAGAUGGGCCAUGUAAGAAUGAAUAGGUGGAGUGACUUUUUUUUUCUUUUGUUUGAUGAAUUCAGUUUUGUUGCUAAAUUACAUCCUGGAUAUGUUUUGCCUUCUUCA